Messenger RNA from Rhopalosiphum padi (bird cherry-oat aphid), 1473 nucleotides. Its product is annotated as zinc finger protein 512B-like. Lineage: Eukaryota; Metazoa; Arthropoda; Insecta; Hemiptera; Aphididae. The transcript has 2 exons. The coding region runs from base 149 to 1264 and encodes 371 amino acids. The record is from RefSeq and is a predicted model, not a curated record.
GGGUUCGACUGACUGGAUUCAUCAAUUUGUACACAAAUAACGUGGUGGGGAGGAUGGUACGCAUGUCUGCAGACUUGUAUAUAUAGUCCACCGACCGUGUCCAAUAAUCAUCAUUCAACGGGAUCACUUCCAAUAAUCAACACUAAACAUGAAAUUCGCAACAGCUCUAGUCACUUUGGCAGUCGUAGCCCUCGUCCGGGCCGACGCGUCCAGUAACGAAAAGAAAUCGGCGAAACACGAAAAGAGAAGUUUAGGAGAAUUCGGAUCAGGACUUUCCGGUCUCGGCUACAGCUCUGGCCUCAGCUACGGAUCUGGUUUGGGCUACAGCUCCGGUUUGAAAUACGGUUCCGGACUGGGCUAUAGCUCCGGUCUUGGCUACGGCUCUGGUCUCAGCUACGGAUCUGGUUUGGGCUACAGCUCCGGUUUGAAAUACGGUUCCGGGCUCGGCUAUAGCUCCGGUCUUGGCUACGGCUCUGGUCUCAGCUACGGAUCUGGUUUGGGCUACAGCUCCGGUUUGAAAUACGGUUCCGGGCUCGGCUAUAGCUCCGGUCUUGGCUACGGUUCUGGUCUCGGCUACGGAUCUGGUUUGGGCUACGGUUCCGGUCUGGGCUACGGUUCCAGUCUAGGAUACUCCGCUGCCGCUGCCGCUCCAUUACCAACCACCGGCCCCAUCGUUCCAAUCUCCAAGGAAGUGCAUAUCAUCAACAAACACGCACAACCGGUGUCCGCCCCAUACCCAGUGCCAGUAACCCAUGACGUCCCCGUCCCCGUACCACAUGCGGUGCCCUACCCGGUUGACAAACCAUACCCAGUCCAUGUGCCAGCCCCAUAUCCAGUCCCAGUCGAAAGGCCCGUCCCAUACGCAGUCGACAGGCCCGUUCCUCACCCAGUGCCAUCGCCUUACCCAGUCCCAGUUGUCCGUGACGUUCCAGUUCCAGUGUCCAAACCGUACGCAGUUCCAGUAGUCAAACAAAUUCCCGUACCAGUAGCUUCUCCAGUCAUCGUGCCCGCCGUCCACCACGCAGCACCAUUAGUCGCUUCCAGCUAUAGCACCGGACUUGCAUCUUCCGCAAUUGGUUACGGUUCCGGUUAUGGAAUCGGUCACGCCAGCCCAUCAAUCGGUUACGGACUAGGAUCUUCUGCCAUCAGUUACGGUGCAUCUUCAUACGGUGCAGGUAGCCUGUACAGUGGUUCUUUGGGACACAGUAGCCUAGGUCUAUCAUCGUACGGACAUGGUGCCCACGGUUUCGAUUACAAGAAAUAAAACACUCGAAUGAUUCGCCUACCCUGCAGAACUACACUGCACUGACGACGGAUAUGCUUAGAUUUAUAUUUUACCGUGUAUAUUGUGUAUACACAUAUUUGUAUGUUCUUAGAUAAUUAUUUCAAUUUUGUUUUUAUAUUUUCAAUAUUGUUAAUAACCGAUAGUUAUUGACUGACUUUAAAUACAUAAUAAAUGUUUUUAAUAUAUUA